AUGUCACAAGCACCAGAGGGCCCCAAGAACGAAAAGGGCAGACCCUUUGGCUCUGGCACAACAAAUGCCAAGAGGAAGGAGGCAAGGAAACACCUGCAGUGGUCAGCAUUGGAAAAUGCUAACCCCAGUGAUCCUGCCCAUCUCUUGGAGCAUUUGAAAGCUUUGGAAAAGGCUCAGAAAAAGUGCCAAGAAAGGCUGACUGAAGAAAUUCAGAACAGCCUGGAUGCAUGCUCCUCUGGAGAGCCAGCUCCCAAGGCUGCAAAGACUGCUGGAGGGAGCAAGCAGGGUUUGGGGAAGCCCUUGGUCAUUGUGGAUUGGCACCUCACACUGGUGCAGAAUGACGACACCAUUGCAGAAAGGGACCUUCAUGCAUUGAAGGUCCUGGCCUCAAAGGUGGAUGUCCUCAUUCUCUCCUAUGUGUGGAGUGCAGCCAGGGAAGCAGAGGUCCCAAAACAGGUGAAAUCCCUGGUGCCUUUCUGGAAGGACCUGAAAGGGAUUGAGACUGUUUGGUCCAGGACAGGGGAAGAUGGCAAAUGCAAUUUUGCCUGGCAGGAAGAAGCUCUGGCAGUCUUCGAUGACCACAAGAAGAUCUGCCUGGAGUGUGCCCAGUGGGGCCUGGAAAUUUACCCAAUCUGCACUUCAUACCAGAAGCACAACUGGUAUGGAGGUGGGUACAAGAGCUUUGCUGAUGCUGUGGAUGAAUUCCUUGGAAAACAUGGGUACUAG
Messenger RNA from Cladocopium goreaui, 726 nucleotides. Lineage: Eukaryota; Dinophyceae; Suessiales; Symbiodiniaceae. The record is from the annotation of a GenBank genome assembly.